AUGAAGCAGGGUAAGCUCACUGUUGUUGUUAAAGAGCUUUCCGGUGGCCAUUUUCAUGUCAAAACCCUCAUCAUCUUCUCUUUGUCAAUGGGACUACUUUUGAAAGAUUACACGGCUCCCAAGGAGCUAUGGCAUUCUAUGAGUGAUGAGGAGCUCUUUUGGCAAGCUUCAAUGGUGCCACGCAUCGUCGAAUACCCCUAUAAUCGAACACCAAAGGUGGCAUUUAUGUUCCUAACAAAGGGACGAUUGCCAUUCGCACCACUUUGGGAAAGUUUUUUCAAGGGACAUGAUGGCUUCUACUCAGUUUAUCUCCAUGCAGCACCAGACUUCAAGAAUGAGCCACCAGAAUCAUCAGUGUUUUACAAGCGUAAGAUACCAAGCCAGGCAGUUGAAUGGGGAAAGCCAACAAUGGUUGAUGCUGAGAGGCGCCUAUUAGGCAAUGCCUUACUCGAUUUUUCAAAUGAGAGAUUUGUAUUGCUCUCUGAAUCAUGCAUUCCUCUGUUUAACUUUACCACAGUCUACAGGCACCUCGUCAACUCCAACCACAGUUUUGUUAGCUCAUUUGAUGAUCCAAGAAACGUUGGUCGUGGACGUUAUAACAAGCAAAUGUGGCCAACCGUGACAUUAUCAGAUUGGCGUAAGGGCUCUCAGUGGUUUGAAGUUCACAGAAAGCUUGCCAUAGAGAUAGUUUCCGAUCCCACAUACUACCCUGUAUUUAAGGACUUUUGCCUGCCUCCCUGCUACACAGAUGAGCACUACUUGGCAACUCUUGUGACCAAAGUUGGUCCUGGGAUGAACUCAAACAGUACCAUUACCUGGGUCGAUUGGUCAACUGGUGGUCCUCACCCAACAACGUUUGUGAGGAAAGAUGUGACGGAAAACUUUCUGAUUCGGUUAAGACAUGGAUUUAAUUGUACUUACAAUGGUGGCAUGAGCUCCAUUUGCCACCUGUUUGCUAGAAAGUUUCAUCCAAGUACUCUGGAGCCUUUACUAAAAAUAGCUCCAGCUCUGUUUGGAUUUAACACCUAA
Prunus armeniaca (apricot) is the source of this 1029-nucleotide messenger RNA. NCBI's taxonomy places the organism in Eukaryota, Viridiplantae, Streptophyta, Magnoliopsida, Rosales, Rosaceae. The record is from the annotation of a GenBank genome assembly.